Molecule: messenger RNA, 2179 nt
Organism: Malurus melanocephalus (red-backed fairy wren)
Lineage: Eukaryota; Metazoa; Chordata; Aves; Passeriformes; Maluridae
Gene: GM2A
Product: ganglioside GM2 activator
Exons: 4
Coding region: 202-810 (202 amino acids)
Biological process (GO): ganglioside catabolic process; lipid transport
Cellular component (GO): cytoplasmic side of plasma membrane
Molecular function (GO): lipid carrier activity; enzyme activator activity
Source: RefSeq, a predicted model, not a curated record
GGCAGUGGGCUGGGCACGGAGGGAGGGCUCGUCCCCUCCGUACGGGGCUUCUUAGUGCUGCCGCUGCCGGCCCGGUCCCCCCACUGUUCCUGCUCGCCGCUUGCCUAUCCGCCGCUCGGAGCAGCUCCCCGGAUCCAUCCCGGCUCGUUCCCGGCUCGUUCCUGGCUCGUUCCCGGCUCGUUCCCGGCCCAUUCCCGGAGGAUGCUGUGCGCGGGGCUGGCGCUGGCGCUGUGCGCGCUGCAGCUCGUCCCGGCCGCGCUCGCCGGGCCGCAGCCGCCGCUGCUGGUGGAGCGCAUCGGGGCCCGGCACCUCCGCAAGGUUGGUGGCUUUGCCUGGGAGAACUGUGGUGACAAGAGUGACCCUGUGGUGUUGCAGAGCCUCUCUGUGGCACCCGACCCCAUCAGAAUCCCAGGGAGCCUGCGUGUCAGUGCGGCUGUCAAAAGUGGCAAGACCAUGGCUUCCCCUCUGAAGGCAGUGCUGCUGGUAGAGAAGGCUCUGGGUGAUCUCUGGAUCCAGCUGCCCUGCAUUGACCAACUGGGCAGCUGCACCUACGACGAUGUCUGCASCAUUCUGGAUCAACUCAUCCCACCCGGCACGCCCUGCCCGGAGCCCCUGCUCACCUAUGGCAUCCCCUGCCAYUGCCCCUUCAAAGCGGGCUCCUACUCCUUGCCAGCCAGCGAUUUCGAUGUGCCUGAUGUGGAGCUCCCUUCCUUUAUGACCAAYGGCAACUACCGUGUCCGGGUGGUGGUCAGCAGUGGUGGGGAGGAGCUCAGCUGUGUCAAACUGGCCUUCUCUCUGCACUCCCACUGAGGGCUGGGACACCAUCCCUCCUCUCCCCAUCAGCGUGGUCCCUUCUCCCGUGCCAUCCAUUUGCACCGCAUCCUGUCCCAACCCAUCCCUGUGAGGUCCAUCCCUCCUGUUGUCAGGAGGAGGCAGCUCCUGUCCCCUGCCUCAGUGCCCCCWCCCCUGCUACACCCAGAAAGGCCCCUUUGGCUGUUCUGCUGUCCCCAAACCCAUCACCAGGGUGUCUCCUGCCUCGACAGGGUGGUCUUGGAGCCUAACCCCAGCUUGACCUGGGGYUGUUAUUUUUUAUCUAGUUAUUUUUAUUUUUCUUAAUCCUAUCAGGGCAAUUUUUGACAGAAACAUUCCAGGGAAAAGCAGUAUUUUUUUGAGCAGUCCGUGGGGAUGAARGAGUGUUUGGGAGUGCUGGGGUAGGCUGGACAGAUGCAGCACUAACUGCAGAGGGUGCUCCCACCUCCCACCACCUCUGGCCAGACCAUGGGGCUGUUUUGCAGAAGUGUCCCCAAAGUGGCUGCASGAGUCCUGUCCCCAUGCAGCAGCUCUAGGUCUUCUGUUGAUGCACCCCUGUCCUGCUUGGGGCACCAGCUUGGUACCAUGAGGCACCUGUGAAGGCACCUCCCCAUGCCCCUCCUGUGGCAAACAUCAGGAACACAAGGGGCUGGGAACCACCCGAGCCCCACACGGACAAUCCCACUUAGGGGGCACCAGGAGGCUGGUGACACUCCCAGCAGCAGAAGAGGUGGCUGGCUGCUGGCUGUGCUCACUCCAGAGGGCGACACAAGGCUGGGUUCAGUUGCUGGGGCACAGCCUGGCCCAGGACCAGUCCCACUCAUCUCAUUUUUGCUCUGGGAGUGAGCCGAGGCAGGACGCUGCACUGGGACCAUCCUUCCCCUGUACUGGAAGAGGCACCCAAACACAAAGCAGCCUCCUGAACAUACCAUAACUGGGAGAUGACCAUGCAGACAGCAGCCUGGAUCCURUUUGAGGGCCUCCUGGCUGUGGCUGGGGACUGUGAUGUGGGCAGGUGUCCUUCCUGCUGCAGCUUCAGKCAGGGUGUGAGUCUGUCAUCACUCCCCUGUGCUAGGUGCCACCAGCCACCCACAUCCCUUGCUGUCUCUGCCUGCUUGUGUUAUUUAGCCCCUCGAYUGGGCUGGUCUUCUACAAGCACUUUAUAUGCCUUAAAUGCUGUGGGUGUUCCUCCAUCCCGCAGACAUGCUCCCACUGCCUUUCUGUGCACCCCACUCGCUUUGUUUCAYCCCGUGGCUUUGCCUGGAGAAGCACUAACCCUCUGCCCCCACUCCCUGCCAGUGCCGGGGCAGCAGCCUCCUUUUGGGCAGGUUCUGCAGAUUCUUAAUAAAUCUUUUUACCAGGAAGUGGA